Messenger RNA from Vigna radiata var. radiata (mung bean), 1947 nucleotides. Its product is annotated as argininosuccinate lyase, chloroplastic. The record is from RefSeq and is a predicted model, not a curated record. Gene Ontology annotation, molecular function: argininosuccinate lyase activity. NCBI's taxonomy places the organism in Eukaryota, Viridiplantae, Streptophyta, Magnoliopsida, Fabales, Fabaceae. The transcript is spliced from 6 exons. The coding region runs from base 87 to 1628 and encodes 513 amino acids. Gene Ontology annotation, cellular component: cytosol.
AAAAGAGGUAAAAAAAAUAUUCUCGACGAAGCUCACACAAGCAGAAUCUUUUACACUUGCAAAACCCUGAAAUCUGACGUUCUGCCAUGGUUUUCACAGCCACGCUGAGUUCAAGCUUCACUUCAGCACCUUCUUCCUCCUCUCGCUACUCACUCUCCGCAACUUCCUCCUACUGUGCAUUUCCCCCACGCAGGUUCGCGACUCCAAGAAUGGGACCGUCUCCGGCUCAAGCCCAGGCCCAGUCCAAGGAGGCCAAGCUCUGGGGCGGGAGGUUCAAGGAGGGUGUAACCGACGCCGUGGAGAGGUUCACGGAGUCGAUCUCCUUCGACAAGCAGCUCUACAAGCAAGACAUAAAGGGAAGCAGAGCGCAUGCGUCGAUGCUCGCUCACCAGGGUUUGAUAAGCGCGAGCGACAGAGACUCCAUUCUCGAAGGUUUGGAGGAAAUAGAGAGGCGCAUUGAGAAUGGAGAGUUCAAUUGGAGAGCUGACAGAGAGGACGUGCACAUGAACAUCGAGGCUGCGCUCACCGACAUGAUCGGUGAGCCUGCGAAGAAGCUCCACACCGCUCGGAGUAGGAACGAUCAGGUUUUGACUGACUUUCGCCUCUGGUGCCGCGACGCCAUCGACGGGAUACUCGUCAGCAUGAAGCAGCUUCAGGUGUCGCUGCUGACCCUGGCUUUGAGGAACGAGGGUCUCAUUGUUCCUGGUUACACUCACUUGCAGCGCGCGCAGCCCGUUUUGCUGCAGCAUCUUCUCUUGGCUUAUGUUGAGGAGAUUGAGCGUGAUGCUGGGCGCUUGGUAGAUUGUAGAGCUAGGAUGAAUUUCUGCCCCUUAGGGGCUUGUGCAUUGGCUGGUACAGGGCUUCCCAUAGAUCGAUUCAUGACUUCAGAAGCUUUAGGAUUUACGGCUCCCUUGAGGAAUAGUAUAGAUGCAGUUUCGGACCGAGAUUUUGUACUGGAGUUUCUUUCUGCAAAUGCCAUCACAGCUGUGCAUCUUUCUCGGCUUGGUGAGGAGUGGGUACUGUGGGCUUCCGAGGAAUUUGGAUUUAUCACACCAAGCGACUCUGUUUCAACUGGAAGUAGUAUUAUGCCUCAGAAAAAGAAUCCAGAUCCCAUGGAACUUGUUCGUGGGAAGUCUGCCAGAGUCAUAGGGGACCUUGUUACGCUUCUCACAUUGUGUAAAGGUCUUCCUCAUGCUUACAACCGUGAUUUGCAGGAAGACAAAGAACCAGUAUUUGACAGCGUGAAAACUAUUUUGGGGAUGCUUGAGGUAUCAGCAGAAUUUGCUCUCAAUAUUUCCUUCAAUCGGGAAAGAAUACAAAAGGCAUUACCUGCUGGUCAUCUUGAUGCAACCACACUUGCCGAUUAUCUUGUUAAUAAGGGUGUGCCAUUUAGAACGUCUCAUGAUAUCGCUGGAAAAUCUGUUGCUUUAUGUACACUUAAGAACUGCCAACUGCUGGACUUAAGUCUUGAUGAACUCAGAAGUAUAAAUCCAGUUUUUGAAGAGGACGUGUAUGAUUUUCUUGGAGUAGAAAAUGCGAUCCAGAAAUUUGUCUCUUACGGCUCCACUGGGUCAGCAUGUGUUGCCAGCCAAAUUGACUAUUGGAUGAAAAAACUUGAAAUGAAGUAAAGAUUAUCCUGAUUGUCAUGAUAAUCUCAUCGUGCCAUGGAAAGCCAAUCCCAAAAACUUGGAAUAAAUGCUCAUGCCAAAGAUCCUAACGCGUAAUUCUGGAAUCCACCAAGAUGAUACCUUUGAGUGUUUGAAGUGUGUAAGAGCAUUAGGUUUUAUAUGCAAAUUAGUCAGGUUUUCUGAAUAUUUCAGAAUCAAAAUGUCACACCUAAUAGUGAUCUUAUAUUUUAUGGCUUUUAAUGAAAUAAAGUCAUCUUCAGCCACCAGACAUCACAUGAAUACCAUCAAAUGAACAUGAAUUUUUGAAAGUUAGAGACAA